This is a messenger RNA of Cutaneotrichosporon cavernicola, 414 nucleotides long. RefSeq lists its product as uncharacterized. The coding region runs from base 1 to 414 and encodes 137 amino acids. The transcript has 7 exons. The record is from RefSeq and is a predicted model, not a curated record. Gene Ontology annotation, molecular function: protein tyrosine phosphatase activity. Lineage: Eukaryota; Fungi; Basidiomycota; Tremellomycetes; Trichosporonales; Trichosporonaceae. Gene Ontology annotation, cellular component: nucleus; cytoplasm.
AUGUCCCUCACUCCCGUGUUUCGGUAUAUCAACGCCGAGGAAAUGGCGGCGAUCAUCAAGGCCAGCCCCGAUGGCGUGGGGAAGGAUUGGGCCGUCGUCGAUGUGCGCGAUGAUGACUUUGUUGGCGGCAACAUCGUCGGCGCUCUCAAUUACCCCAGUGACACGCUGUUGGCCAAGCUCGACGAGCUUGUCAAGCUCAUGGAAGGAGUACCAAAGGUUGUCUUCCACUGCGCCCUCUCCCAAGUUCGCGGUCCCAAGGCUGCAAGGCGGUACGCUGAGGCCCGCUCUCUGCUGCUCAAAGAUGCGCCGGCGCAGGACAUCCUAGUCCUCCGCGAGGGUUUCUCCGGCUUCCAGUCACGGUACCGCAACGACAAGCAGCUCGUGGAAAAGUUCAACAAGUACUACCACGACUAA